AUGCCAUCCGAGGUACAAAUCAAAGCCACCUACAAACCUCUGGACUCAGGCAAGAAAGAGUUCAGAAUCCUUAUCCUUCAAGCUGGCCAGCAUCCCGAUAUUGUCAGAGCCAACCUACGGAUAGACUCCGUGGCAGCCGAGCAAACACCUCAGUACGAGACGAUACCCUACUGCUGGGGCUCUUCGGACCGUCGCGAGCAAAUCGAAGUGGAUGGCCACAUGAUACAAGCCCCAGCCAGCUCGGUCGACGCACUCCGCCGGGUGAGGCUACCUGACCGUGAGCGAGCAGUAUGGAUCGAUUCGCUGUGUAUCAAUCAACAAGACCCCGAGGAGCGGACACAGCAAGUUGCUAUGAUGGGUGAUGUCUACAGCAAAGGCGACUGCAACGUCAUCUAUCUCGGCGAGGGCGAUGAGACUACCUCAAGCGCGCUGAGAUCCAUAGAGAUGUUAGCCCAGGUAGAACCGGGGGAGGACGACGAAGUAAGACGACCCCAAGAAGGACACAGGUCGUCCGGUCGGCCCACUGAAGACCCUGAAACCCCUGGUCGCUUUGAUGUAGACGUCGAAGCGUGCAAUCGGGUUUUCUCAUUGCCAUGGUUUGGACGACUUUGGGUAUUUCAAGAGGCGAGUCUCUCAGUUCGAAACCGUUGUCUCAUCGGUACGGAGGAGGUCGAUAUGUUGGAUCUCCUGCGUGCCAACUACGUUAUUGCAGCGAACAAUGACCCCCAAUUUCACCGAUGUAGGUAUAGCGGGUUGUUAUUGGGAUUGCUACUCCUGCGGCACGCUAAGCCGGAAGAUGUCUCUGAACACCAGCCCUUCAGCUUUCUUCUGUGUCGAACGGGAGGUCUUCGCGUCUCCGAGCCGCGAGAUUUCAUCUUUGCAUUGCUGGGCAUAUAUCAGUCUUGGACAGCGCAAAGACGUCUUGACGCUUUACUCACACCAGACUAUCGCAAGCCAGUAACAGAGGUGUUCCGCGAUGCUGUCAGAUUCGCGAUCAUAGAAGAUGGCAACCUAUGGUGGCUCCAGCAGGUCAAUCCUUCAUCCUUGGAGGAGAUAGAUCAAAUAGGAUUGCCAUCCUGGGCCAUCGAUAUGAGACAAUGGGAUGCGCAGCGCGCUAUCAUCUUCGAGGGCUCUUAUGAAGGUGCUAAGAUACCUACGUCCUCAAUCUGGCAGGAUAAUAGACCCAAUCUUAUGAGCUUGAGAGGUGUCGUGGCCAGGGCUAUCAAGAGCGCAAGCCGGACACUGGAGGCCAACGUGCUCGAGAGUGCAACUUUGCUAGCAUGCUGGAUCCUUGAGACUCUCGGUACAAGUUCGACGAUCGACUUGAGAUGGACAGCAUUUCUCGAGGCACUCGGCUUUGGACGGCAAAACAAGUGGGAAGGAGGCCGAAGAGUCGAGCGCGUGGAGCUCAUAGCUUAUCUUCGUCAUUGGGCGAGCGUGUCUCGAGACCCUCAGUCUACGGAACAACAGAUCGAAGAAGCCCUGAGAGCGAUGAAACCGUUUGCGGAAGCACUGCUGAGCAACGACUCGAUGAAUCGCAACGUCUUGAGGCCAGACAUGAAGUUCUGUUGCGACGAAGCUGGAAAUAUCGGCUUGGCGCCUCAGCUCUCCCAGGAGGGCGACCUGAUCGUGGUGCUGUAUGGCGGCAGGCCUCCGUUCGUGCUUCGUCCUUGCGAGGAGGACUACAGACUACUCGGCCCUUGUUAG
Molecule: messenger RNA, 1707 nt
Organism: Saxophila tyrrhenica
Lineage: Eukaryota; Fungi; Ascomycota; Dothideomycetes; Mycosphaerellales; Extremaceae
Exons: 2
Coding region: 1-1707 (568 amino acids)
Source: RefSeq, a predicted model, not a curated record